AUGGGAGACCUUCAGCCCCCGGACCAUAUGGAUGCUGUCAAGUUGGAACAGGAUGGUGACCUGAAUUUACAUUACCGAAAGGAACUUUUGUUGGGUAAUCUUAAACAUCAUGAUGAGUUCGAUUCACUCUCUAAUAAUGCUGACAAUGAUAUUAGCAAGUUGAAACAAGUCUUUUUUUUGGCAGAUAUAAAUAACGACAGUUACGUAGACGCGGAGGAAUUAAACAAAUGGAUUGUCGGAAAAGUUCAAGGUCACUUGAAAGAUUCUGACGAGGGUAAUGAGGAAAUUUUUAAUCACCUCGACACCGACCAUGAUGGUAAUGUAACUUGGACUGAGUUUAACAUCCAUUUCCUAUUGGCUAAGGGCUAUAGCCUGGAAAAAGCAGUCAGAUUAUCGAGUAGCAGUAGGGGUGGUGUCGAUGAUGAUAAAGAAAGCCUAAUCAGGUACAGAUUUAGGUGGGUGGAUGCGGACGAGGAAGGCGAAUUCGGGGCUCUCAAUCUUCGGGAGCUGAUCAACUUUCGACACCCUGAACAAAGUCCUUUGAUGAUUCAAAAGAUGGCACUUGAUUUGCUAGAGAAAUUCGACAUGGACGAGGACGGCGUCAUAACGGAGUACGAAUUCGUGAACCCCACCUACAGGUUCCAGCCUGAGGAACUCGACGAGGAGACCAAGAAACAGCGAUCACUUGAAUUCAAAAAUUCCAUCGAUCAGAAUAGGGAUGGUGUCGUCAAUUUAGAAGAACUCAAGCUCUAUGUGGAUCCGAGAAAUUUAAACAGGAUCCUAUCAGAGACACAGAAUCUCAUACUAAUGUCGGACGAAGACGGUGACGGUAGACUGAGUUUGGCCGAGGUUCUAGAAAAUUCAGAGCUAUUUUUAGGCAGUAAAAUGAUAGACGCCAGUCGGAACUUUCACGACGAGUUUUGA
This is a messenger RNA of Helobdella robusta, 924 nucleotides long. RefSeq lists its product as hypothetical. Gene Ontology annotation, molecular function: calcium ion binding. Lineage: Eukaryota; Metazoa; Annelida; Clitellata; Rhynchobdellida; Glossiphoniidae. The coding region runs from base 1 to 924 and encodes 307 amino acids. Gene Ontology annotation, biological process: calcium-ion regulated exocytosis. Gene Ontology annotation, cellular component: endoplasmic reticulum. The record is from RefSeq and is a predicted model, not a curated record. The transcript is spliced from 7 exons.